Ooceraea biroi (clonal raider ant) is the source of this 1607-nucleotide messenger RNA. RefSeq names its product galectin-8. Gene Ontology annotation, molecular function: carbohydrate binding; galactoside binding. The record is from RefSeq and is a predicted model, not a curated record. NCBI's taxonomy places the organism in Eukaryota, Metazoa, Arthropoda, Insecta, Hymenoptera, Formicidae.
GACAGGAGAUUUGAUUUGACGGACGGAGCUCGGGCCCGGCCGCUUGUCAAGUGAAUUUGUGCUGGUGACAACAUGUCAUCCUCAUCCAGUGACGUUUUCGCCGCGGCGAGAGAGGAGGCGUUCAAAGAUUUCUCCCAUUUUGACGAGGCGACCGUGCCCGUAAAUGUCUGCAAGCCAGUGCCACUGCAACCACUGAAACCGACGUCCGCAAUCAUUCUUACCGGGUACAUACCUGAGCACGCUUCAAGAUUUUCGGUGAAUCUAACGUGCAAGACGCCUGGGAACAUCGCCUUGCACUUCAAUCCGCGGUUAGACAGGGGAUACAUCGUCCGAAAUACGAGACUGCGUGGAACGUGGGAGGACGAGGAGACUUGCUCGCCUGCCGGUCCAAGCGGGUGCAUUCUUCGCCGGAAUAUUUACGUGCACCUCAUGAUCUUUUGCACGAACGACGCGUUUCAGAUUGCGGUAAAUGGAGAACACUUCUGUGCCUUUUCCUACAGAUCGCCCCUGGAAGACGUCACAGCCCUCGAAGUGAACGGGACCAUCGAAGACGUCAGGACACGCCAGCUUAAUCUGUUCGUCUAUCCAGAUCCCAAUGUUUACAGACCGUCCCGAGCGUUGGUGCUGACGGGGGAGGAACCACUCGUGGAUUUUUUAGACGUUCCCGUCACUGUUAACUUUGGAAGCGAAUUUCGUGUCGGUACUCGUUUGACCAUCGCUGGGAGAUUGAAGCUACUCCCGUACUCAUUUUACGUGAAUCUGCAGAAGGGCAAGACCAUUUACCCUCACCCCAUCAUACCGCUGCAUUUAAAUCCGCGAUUCCUGUACGGCAGUAGCGCGCCGUACGUCGUCAUGAAUUGCUGGAGUAACGGCGCGUGGAGCCACGAGGAGCGACACCAAGGUCAAUUAUCCUGGAUGCCCGGUCGAGAUUUUUUGCUUACCAUUCGUUGCGAGUAUGAGGGGUACACCAUAUGGUUAGGCAACAGGAUGAUCGGCGAAUUUAAGCAUAGGCUGCAGUCGUCGAUCGUGGACACCUUACGAAUCUCCGGCGAUGUCGUACUUUACCAGCUUAGCAUGCAUUACGCUUGAACUGGCCUCAAGAAAAUUGCAAACAGCAGCAGCGUAGUAACAAGGACGGGAUGGCGGAUGAUUAGAGUGCGGAGUGCUUUUACAUUUAUCGAUACUCUCUCUUGUAUCUUGGGACAAUAAGUUUAUUCAAGACUGUUAAUCCCAUUUACAUACGAGCGUAAGAGCUUGUGAGUAUAAAAAUUGAACAGCUGCUUCCGGAGAUUAGGAUUUGUAGAGAACACAGAAAAUGCAAAUGCUUUUGAUACUGUCUUUUUAUACGAUAGAGAAUAGGAAAACGUGAUUCAUUGAGCCCUAGCGUAUUUUACAGUCGUUGUUUACAGAUAAAGAAAUCGUCGCAAAUAUACGCAACAUCAAUAUAUUCUCAAUGGAAAGCUAAAAAAUAUUUUCAUCCACGCAUGCAGGUAUAUAUGUAUGUAUAUGUAUAUGCAUACGUGUGUGCGUGGCUUUGUAUGAUAUAUUUGUAUAUAUUAUAAGACCUACAUAUACUUAUUUACGAGAAUAAAUCAACGUUGAAUAAC